Geodia barretti is the source of this 225-nucleotide messenger RNA. The record is from the annotation of a GenBank genome assembly. NCBI's taxonomy places the organism in Eukaryota, Metazoa, Porifera, Demospongiae, Tetractinellida, Geodiidae.
AUGGAGCGACUGCUGACGAGUCUUCACGACUUGCUGGCUCCGGACCCGCCCCCUCCGUCCGGCGCCGUCACACCGCUAUCUUUCUUCUCCAUGGCUCUCAAGUGCUCCGUACUGUACAACGUAGCGUGUGGCCUAGCCUACCUCCACGAGAGAUCGCCGCCCGUCAUCCACCGCGACUUGUCGGCAGAAACGUUCUCCUGGACUCGGAUAUGGUGGCCAAGAUAG